CACCAAACCACAAUUGCGCACACUUCCACCCUUGCACAUCAAGACAAACCCCCAACCAACCUCUAAAAGCCUUCAACACAUCGCAGCACAGCACAGCCAUCAUGGCAUCACACCAGGCGCUCCAGGGGCACCUGUGGUGUGGCAUCUUUACCGGAGUAACCACACCACCACGGCGGAAGAGGAGGAAGGUUACUCCCGUUACCCCGCGUCUGCCAACCACUGUGCAGACACCAUUGCAACCCCCACAAUUUGAGCUCCCACCCUCUGUCCAUCGCCACUUGCCUGAAGCAAUUGCAGACAUGGUCAGCGAGAGUUCCGGCGAUGACGACGGGCAGCACCAGCAGCGAGGGCUUUCACCUGUAGAAAAGGGGUCUGCAGC
Fimicolochytrium jonesii is the source of this 379-nucleotide messenger RNA. RefSeq lists its product as uncharacterized. The transcript is spliced from 2 exons. The record is from RefSeq and is a predicted model, not a curated record. NCBI's taxonomy places the organism in Eukaryota, Fungi, Chytridiomycota, Chytridiomycetes, Spizellomycetales, Powellomycetaceae. The annotation marks the transcript as partial.